This is a messenger RNA of Theobroma umbraticum, 3568 nucleotides long. RefSeq names its product endoplasmic reticulum-type calcium-transporting ATPase 3 (gene ECA3). The record is from RefSeq and is a predicted model, not a curated record. Lineage: Eukaryota; Viridiplantae; Streptophyta; Magnoliopsida; Malvales; Malvaceae. Gene Ontology annotation, molecular function: ATP hydrolysis activity; P-type calcium transporter activity; ATP binding. Gene Ontology annotation, cellular component: membrane. Gene Ontology annotation, biological process: calcium ion transport.
ACACUCAAAAUCGGAAAAUCCCAACGGCGCUUAAUAUUUGUAGGAGAGAUUUAUUUUUUUGAUAAAUUAUCAGGAGAGUUUUAGUUAACUACAACAGACGGUAGAUAAGCAUAAACCCCGAGCCAAAGAGAAAGCCAAGAGGACCCCAAUCGAUACAAAGAAAAACACCAAAUUUUAUCAUCCCCCGAUCCUCAAUGGAGGACGCCUAUGCAAGAUCUGUUUCCGAGGUUUUGGAUUUCUUUGAGGUAGACUCAACGAAAGGUCUCACUGAUACUCAGGUUUCACAACAUGCUAGGCUUUAUGGGAAAAAUGUGCUGCCUGAAGGAGAAAGGACUCCAUUUUGGAAAUUGGUUUUCAAGCAAUUUGAUGAUUUGCUUGUUAAGAUAUUGAUUGCUGCGGCGGUUGUUUCUUUUGUUUUGGCUCUGAUUAAUGGAGAGACUGGCUUAACUGCAUUCUUGGAGCCUUCUGUUAUCCUCCUGAUAUUGGCUGCCAAUGCCGCCGUAGGAGUAAUUACAGAAACAAAUGCUGAAAAGGCUCUUGAGGAGCUACGUGCCUACCAAGCUGAUAUUGCAACUGUGCUGCGCAAUGGUUGUUUCUCAAUACUUCCUGCAACAGAGCUAGUUCCAGGAGAUGUGGUAGAAGUUAGUGUGGGAAGCAAAAUUCCAGCUGAUAUGAGAAUGAUUGAGAUGCUAAGCGAUCAGUUACGUGUUGAUCAAGCAAUUCUUACUGGUGAGAGCAGCUCCGUGGAAAAAGACCUUGAGUCCACCAUAGCAACAAAUGCUGUAUAUCAAGACAAGACAAAUAUUCUUUUCUCAGGUACAGUUGUGGUUGCUGGUAGGGCAAGAGCUGUUGUUAUCGGAGUUGGUGCAAACACUGCCAUGGGCAACAUUCGUGAUUCAAUGUUGCAAACAGAUGAUGAAGUGACACCCUUGAAAAAGAAGUUGGAUGAAUUUGGUACCUUUUUGGCUAAGGUUAUUGCAGGUAUUUGUGUAUUGGUGUGGAUUGUAAAUAUUGGACAUUUUCGUGACCCUUCUCAUGGUGGGUUCUUGCGGGGUGCAAUUCAUUACUUUAAGAUUGCAGUUGCACUUGCAGUCGCAGCAAUUCCUGAAGGGCUUCCUGCUGUUGUAACAACGUGUUUGGCCCUCGGAACAAAGCGAAUGGCUCGACUGAAUGCUAUUGUUCGAUCCUUGCCAUCAGUAGAAACUUUAGGCUGUACCACAGUGAUUUGCAGUGACAAGACAGGAACUCUGACGACAAAUAUGAUGUCUGUUUCAAAGAUAUGUGUGGUCAAUUAUGUACAACAUGGUCCUGCAGUUGCUGAAUUUGGUGUCAGUGGGACAACUUAUGCACCUGAAGGCUUUAUUUUUGACAGCAGUGGGAUUCAGCUUGAAUUCCCAGCUCAGUUACCCUGUCUUCUUCACAUAGCAAUGUGUUCAGCUCUAUGCAAUGAGUCUCUCUUACAGUAUAACCCUGACAAGGGAAACUAUGAAAAAAUUGGUGAGUCAACUGAAGUAGCCCUCCGAGUCUUGGCAGAGAAGGUUGGUCUUCCUGGCUUUGACUCUAUGCCUUAUGCUCUGAACAUGCUGAGCAAGCAUGAGCGAGCCUCCUACUGUAAUCACUAUUGGGAAAACCAAUUUAAAAAGGUUUCUGUUUUGGAAUUUUCCCGGGAUCGCAAGAUGAUGAGUGUCCUUUGUAGCCAUAAGCAGAUGGAGAUCAUGUUUUCUAAAGGUGCUCCUGAGAGUAUCAUCUCUAGAUGCACAAAUAUCCUCUGCAAUAGUGAUGGUUCCACUGUGCCAUUGACUGCUACACUUCGGACUGAGCUGGAGUCAAGAUUCCACAGUUUUGCAGGGAAAGAAACAUUGAGAUGUCUGGCUUUAGCCUUGAAGAUAAUGCCCAAUGGUCAACAGAUUCUCACCAUUGAUGAUGAGAAAGAGCUUACAUUUAUUGGGUUGGUUGGAAUGCUUGAUCCUCCAAGAGAGGAAGUGAGGAAUGCUAUGCUUUCAUGCAUGACUGCUGGUAUACGUGUUAUUGUUGUUACUGGAGAUAAUAAGUCCACAGCCGAAUCAGUUUGUCGUAAGAUAGGUGCUUUUGAUCACUUGGUAGAUUUUGUUGGGUGUUCGUAUACUGCUGCUGAGUUUGAAGAGCUUCCAGCAAUGCAGCAAACAGUUGCAUUGCAACGUCUGGCACUGUUCACCAGGGUUGAGCCUUCUCAUAAAAGGAUGCUGGUUGAGGCCUUACAAAAUCAGAAUGAAGUAGUUGCCAUGACUGGUGAUGGUGUCAAUGAUGCACCUGCACUUAAGAAAGCAGAUAUUGGAAUUGCGAUGGGAUCUGGAACAGCAGUUGCAAAGAGUGCUUCAGACAUGGUUUUAGCUGAUGACAAUUUUGCUACCAUUGUGGCGGCUGUUGCAGAAGGAAGGGCUAUAUACAACAAUACAAAGCAAUUCAUUAGAUACAUGAUCUCUUCAAAUAUCGGUGAAGUGGUUUGUAUUUUUGUGGCAGCUGUGCUAGGAAUACCUGAUACCCUUGCACCUGUCCAGCUGCUAUGGGUCAACUUGGUUACUGAUGGAUUGCCAGCCACUGCCAUUGGGUUUAAUAAGCAGGACUCUGACGUGAUGAAGGCUAAACCUCGCAAGGUUGGUGAAGCAGUGGUCACUGGCUGGCUGUUCUUCCGUUAUUUGGUGAUUGGAGCUUAUGUUGGCCUUGCCACUGUUGCUGGGUUCAUAUGGUGGUUUGUUUAUGCGGAAACUGGUCCUAAACUACCAUAUGCUGAAUUGAUGAAUUUUGAUACCUGCUCAACAAGGGAGACCACUUAUCCAUGCAGUAUCUUUGAGGAUCGGCAUCCAUCGACUGUGUCCAUGACUGUGCUUGUUGUUGUUGAGAUGUUUAACGCUUUGAAUAAUCUCAGUGAAAACCAAUCUCUUUUGGUAAUUCCUCCUUGGAGUAAUUUGUGGCUGGUUGCUUCAAUCAUCCUAACAAUGCUCUUUCACAUACUAAUUUUGUAUGUUCCUCCGCUAUCUACACUCUUCUCUGUUACACCUUUGUCUUGGGCUGAGUGGACUGUUAUCCUAUACCUUUCUUGCCCUGUUAUAAUUAUUGACGAGAUACUAAAGUUCUUCUCGAGAAAUUCCUAUGGUAUAAGGUUCAAUUUCAGAUUCAGGAGAUUUGAUGCACUCCCGAAAAAGGAACUUCGAGAUAAGUGAUAACGUUGCUUUACCGAAUCCUAAUUUUGUACAUUAGUUUUUGAACGGAUAAGAAGCACACCUGAUCGGUUUCUCUUCUGCUUUCAUCUCCUUCACAAAAAUAGAGAUACAAAUGGAGGACAACUUGCUUAAGUACUGAAAAAGUGUUGCGACUUAAAAAUUUUUUGCACCUGUCUUACUCAAGGUGCCACGCCAUGUACCAAGCUUUAACGGGAAAGGGGGUAAUUUGGGGCCUUUACACAUUAUGAUAAGUUCAUUUAUCAAUGGCUUGAGAAAGGAAAAUGCCUUCAUGUUUUAUGUACCUCAGAAGUGGUUGUAACAUUAUAGUUAUUAAUUUAUUUUUUAAUACAAGAAAUAGGUCUCUUAAA